This is a messenger RNA of Linnemannia hyalina, 1581 nucleotides long. Lineage: Eukaryota; Fungi; Mortierellomycota; Mortierellomycetes; Mortierellales; Mortierellaceae. The record is from the annotation of a GenBank genome assembly.
AUGGAUCCCGAAUUGAGGCACCAGUUGCGCGUCGAGGACCCGAUGGAAGAACCAGAACUGAAUCUCGACGGCCUGCCCAUCCCCUCGAUCCAAGUCCUUCUCGAACCCCCCACCGAGGCCCCCCUCAACGAUAACGACGAAGAAGAAGAAGAGGACGGAUUCUAUUCGCCCUUGGACCAUUUCCGGAACCUGGUCAGGUUGAGCAUGAGUAGCUCGCAGUGUGCGAGUUUGGAUGGGUUUCCCCCUUUGCCUUUGUUGCGAUCUCUGCACUUGGCGGAUAACAACAUCAGCUCGGGAUUCGAGGCAUUGGCCGAGGCCGAUUUGCAGAGUUUAGUACUCUUGGAUCUGACUGCCAACAACAUUGCUGAAGCCACAGCUCUGGCACCACUGGAUGCUCUCGAGAACUUGCAACACUUGAUGCUGGAGGGCAACCCAGUCGCAGAGACUCAGGGAUACCGUGAGGCCAUCUUUGAAGUCCUUCCCCAAUUGAUCUCCCUCGACAGUCUUGACAGGGACGGAACAAAGCUUGAUGUGGAUGAGGAUGCAUUGCCGAGUGGCGACGAAGCUGCUCACUAUCCAGGGGGCAACGUGGACGAUGAGGAGGACUAUGAGAACGAUGAAGUCGAUGCUGAACUUGAGGAUGAGGAUGAUGAGGUUGAUGAGGAUGGUCGCCGGCGCUCUUCCUCGGGCCAUUAUCAGGGUCACCCUGCAGGUGGUGCUGGCGAUGAGAGCGAAGAUAUUGGAAGUCAGGAUGAAGAGGAUGAUGAGGAGGAGUAUGAAGCUGAAGGCCGACGUGGUCAUGAAUCUGAUGAGGACGAGGAGUCGGAUGUGGAGUCCGGAUCGGAGAGGCCUGUGACGAGUGGCAAGACGGCAGGAGGAUACGGUCAUGGCGACGAGGAUGAGGAUCUUGAAGAGGACGAAGAGGAUGAGGAAGAGGAUGAGGAUGAUGAGGAUGUCGCACAGUACCAACAACAGCACCACACAACCGCAACCACAGCAGCAACACCACAACAACUCUUGCAGCAACUUCAACAGCAACAACAACAACAUCAUGUGCAGCAUAUCGCGUCUGGAUCUGAGGACGAGGAUGAUGAUGAUGAUGAAGAGGAGGAGGAUGAGGAGGAGAACGAUGAGGAGGAUGAGGAAGAUGAGGAAGAUGAGGAGGAGGAAGCUCCCGGGCUGGCGUACCUCCUUGCGGAUGAUAUCCCUGACGAAAACGAUGAUGAGUUUGAGCCGGAACCCGAACAGGAGGAGGAGAGUGAUAUCGAGAGUUCUGACGAGGAUGAAUAUGGAUCUUCCAAACUAGCAGCCCCAUCAUCAUCAUCAGCAGCAGCAGCAGCAGCAGCAACGGCUAUCAGCGAGAGCAGUAGUAGUUAUACGAAUGGACAUUCGACAACAAAACGUCCUCGGUCGCCGGGUGCGGAGGAUGAUUCGACAGGAUUUGAUCAUGGACAGGUGGGAGGGUUCGACGUGGACGGAGAGGAUGCUAAUGGGUUUGGGAUGGCGUCUUUUGAUGGCCCCGCCACGUUUGAUGAUGACUCUUCUUCGUCCGUUCAUGAGUCCAAGCGUCCACGCACAUAG